CUCUCUCUCUCUCGCUCUUCACUUUACCACAGAGCAGGAGGACACAACUCAAGUCUCUCAGAUUUUAAUCAAUGGAGGUUUCAGAAGAGCAAAGGCAAAGAGACGAAGCGAAUCGAUUAGUGUUGUUUGGGGAGAAACGUAAGCCGUCGUUUGAUUCUUCAGGAAACUCACAGCGACAACAAGAUUUCAGGUUAGCUAAAUGUCGAAAGCUCGAUGACGGUAACGAUGUUCGAUUUCAAGAACGGAAUCGGAACUACGAAUCGGGUACAAGUGUUCCGGAAAAGUUCCGGGUCAGGCUUGAGAUCUGUUCCCCUGAUUCGUUUUCGGUGACGCCGUUUCAAUUGCAAGGGUUUCGUUGCCCUGAAGAGCAAGAGUGUCUUCGUCAAUUGCGAGAGAUUCUAUCUGAUGCGAUUCCUUCACACUACACUCAAAAUCAAGAUGGAGGAAAAGCUGAGAUUUAUAAGAUGAGAGACUACAGUAUGGUCUCUGGAUGUCUUAAAAGGUCUAAGAGAGUUGAAGUUGAAGUUAUACCUUGGAAGACGUUGGCUGUUGUUGAGAAACUUUCUCAGUCAUGCUUCUCUGGGAAAUGGCAACCUUGUAUACCUGAACAUUUUUCGGAGGAGAAGGUUGAAGAACUGAUUGAAACCCUGCCGAGGAAAUUGGUGAAUGCUCUUUUGCCUUUCCAACUUGAUGGUCUGAGAUUUGGUUUACGGAGAGGUGGCAGGUGUCUUAUAGCUGAUGAAAUGGGGCUUGGAAAGACGCUUCAGGCCAUUGCCAUUGCUGGUUGCUUCAUAAAUGAGGGUUCCAUACUUGUUGUCUGUCCAGCUGUUUUGCGUUUCUCGUGGGCAGAAGAAUUGGAACGUUGGUUGCCAUUUUGUUUGCCUUCUGACGUACAUCUCGUUUUUGGUCAUCAAAAUAAUCCUGCCUAUUUACCAAGAUGGCCAAAAGUUGUGGUUAUCUCAUACAAGAUGCUUCAGCAUCUUCGGACGACCAUGCUUGAGCGAGAGUGGGCCCUCUUAAUAGUAGAUGAAUCUCAUCAUCUACGAUGCUCGAAAAAGAAGUCAGAUACACCUGAGAUAAAGACAGUCCUUGAUGUUGCUGAAAAGGUUAAGCACAUAGUUCUGUUAUCAGGAACUCCUUCUUUAUCGAGGCCCUUUGACAUCUUCCAUCAGAUAAAUAUGCUAUGGCCUGGUUUGCUGGGAAAGGACAAGUAUGAGUUUGCGAAAACCUAUUGUGAAGUUGGGCUUGUCAGAGGUAUCCAAGGGAAAAUUUUCCAGGAUUUUUCAAAGGGUACUCGCUUACUGGAACUAAACAUACUGCUAAACCAAACAGUGAUGAUAAGAAGACUGAAGCAGCAUGUGCUAACACAGUUACCCCCAAAACGUAGGCAAAUCGUAACCAUACUUCUAAAGAAGUCCGAUAUAGCUUUAGCAAUGUCUAUUGUCAGCGAGGCUAAUAAACAAAAAGAUGGUGCUAUAGCAGAAACCACAGAGAACUCACAUGAACCUAAGCAUCAAAAUGCUCGUGGAUCAAAUGAAGCUGGACAUGUAGACGCAGAGAACUCUGAAGGCCCUGAGACUGACAAAGAGAAUCAACUAUGUGGGAAACUUUCCUAUCAACAACUUGGCAUUGCAAAGCUUUCUGCCUUUCGUGAAUGGUUAUCCCUACAUCCACUUCUAUCAAGAUUGGAUUAUACCCCAGAAGAAAUUGAUGGAGACACAAGUUCAACUAAAAUGGUCAUUUUUGCACAUCACCACAAGGUUCUGGAUGGAAUUCAGGAAUUUAUAUGUGAUAAAGGGAUUGGUUUCGUCCGCAUUGAUGGGAUGACAUUGCCAAGAGAUAGACAAUUGGCUGUACAGUCAUUUCAGUUUUCUAGUGAGGUAAAAGUUGCAAUUAUUGGCGUAGAAGCUGGGGGAGUUGGACUUGAUUUUUCAGCAGCACAAAAUGUUGUGUUCGUUGAAUUGCCUAAAACACCGUCACUGUUGCUUCAGGCAGAGGAUAGAGCACAUAGGCGAGGUCAGACAAGUGCAGUCAAUGUAUACAUCAUUUGCGCAAAGGAUACUAUGGACGAGACAAAUUGGCAAAAUCUGAACAAGAAGUUGCACCGUAUUUCAUCUACUACUGAUGGAAAAUAUGAUGGGAAGACCGAAAUUGAAAUUGAAAGAGCAUAUAUUUUCAAGCCUGCUGAAGAAAGCAGUGAAAGAGAAGUUCUUGAAGCGCAACCAUCAAAAGCUAAUACUGUAGUAGCUGAUAAGAUUGUUGAAAGCUGUGAAGAUUUGGGAUCUGGGACAGAUGAAUUUAUAUGUGAUAAAGGGAUUGGUUUCGUCCGCAUUGAUGGGAUGACAUUGCCAAGAGAUAGACAAUUGGCUGUACAGUCAUUUCAGUUUUCUAGUGAGGUAAAAGUUGCAAUUAUUGGCGUAGAAGCUGGGGGAGUUGGACUUGAUUUUUCAGCAGCACAAAAUGUUGUGUUCGUUGAAUUGCCUAAAACACCGUCACUGUUGCUUCAGGCAGAGGAUAGAGCACAUAGGCGAGGUCAGACAAGUGCAGUCAAUGUAUACAUCAUUUGCGCAAAGGAUACUAUGGACGAGACAAAUUGGCAAAAUCUGAACAAGAAGUUGCACCGUAUUUCAUCUACUACUGAUGGAAAAUAUGAUGGGAAGACCGAAAUUGAAAUUGAAAGAGCAUAUAUUUUCAAGCCUGCUGAAGAAAGCAGUGAAAGAGAAGUUCUUGAAGCGCAACCAUCAAAAGCUAAUACUGUAGUAGCUGAUAAGAUUGUUGAAAGCUGUGAAGAUUUGGGAUCUGGGACAGAUGUAUCAAAUACUAUUGAUCUUAAGGACGACCUGAUUUCUCAUUUGGAUAUAUUAGAAGCGUGUCCUUUUGAUGAAAAUGGUUCCGGCUCUGAGAUGAGGUCUUCUGGAAGCAUUUCUUCUACUAUGUUAGACCAGGAAAACCAAGAAAAUCAUCAGCCUGAAAUUUUUAUUGCUGAUGAUGGGCUUGUGAAAGAAGAUGAUUCCAGUUCCAUUUAUCCACUUGUCGAUCCCCUGCGAUUUGAGGUGAGCCAAAACACUGGAAGAAUUCAUUUAUAUUCUUGCAUUCCUGGGAAAGAUCCACGACCAAGGCCUUGCUUCGAGAACUUCCGACCAGAAGAGAUUGAAGCAAGCAAUUUAAGUCAGGGUAUCAAUAAAGAAACAAGUCCUGAAUCCAAUACGGAUGAUACGGUUCAUGUACUUGCUAUUUUAGAAUUUCUGAAAGAGUGGAAAUCAUUACGGCCAAUCGAAAAGCGGAAACUACUUGGAAAGCCUUUACAAUUACCUCUGUCACUGGAGUUAAGCUACUUGAGUGAAAGUGCUAGCCACAACAGCGAGGGAUUGCUCAGGGGAGGGAGCAAAAGACGAAACACACCGUUUUCUGAGAUCAGUAUUCCUUUACCUGCAAGUGCAGUGUGGAAAAAGGUCAACCUUAGAAGUGGACACCAAAGAAAGGAAAAAGAAUACACCCAAGCUUGGAGUAUGAGUAACGAACCACUCUGUAAACUCUGUCAAAAGCCCUGCAAGGGAAACAACGCCAAGGAGCCUGAGUAUUUUGAGGAUCUUUUCUGUGAUCUUGCAUGCUAUGAAGAUUACCGAAUAAGAACAAGCGGCAGAUAUAUUCGCCAGGAACUUUUCCAGAUAGAACAUGGAAUUUGCACAAACUGCAAAUUAGACUGCCACCAACUCGUCAGACGGUUAAGGCCUUUACCACUGGAAAAACGCCGUAAAUACAUAAACCAAGUUGCUCCUGAAUUGUUUGCCCGGAAGAACUUGCUUGAAACCCUGGUCACUGAUCCAACCGAGGGAAAUGCGUGGCAUGCAGAUCAUAUCAUUCCAGUGUACCAAGGUGGAGGCGAGUGUCGGCUAGAGAACAUGAGGACACUUUGUGUGGCAUGUCAUGCCGAUGUCACUGCAGCUCAAUGCGUGGAACGUAAAGUGAUACGGUCCGAAGCCAGAAAACAACUCAAAAACACUUUAAAAGAACUCAGAAACAUACCAAAGCAAACAGAUCUCUCGGCUGACGACUGCACAAAGGAGACUGAUUCAGUAACCGAUGAAGAGGAAGAUGAGCUUUUGGUUGAAGUUCCCGGUAGUUCUUACUCCAUAGAUCAGAAAAUCAAUCAUGCCUCGUAA
Messenger RNA from Camelina sativa (false flax), 4163 nucleotides. NCBI's taxonomy places the organism in Eukaryota, Viridiplantae, Streptophyta, Magnoliopsida, Brassicales, Brassicaceae. The record is from RefSeq and is a predicted model, not a curated record.